AUGUGGAUCAGAACAGCUCAUUUCCCUCUCCCGCCCCCUGUUGCUCCUCCUGUUGCUCCUCCUCAAUUUCUUCACGCUGCUUUUGAUGAUGAUGGUCCAUUUCCCGUUCAAGCCCCUGGUCGAUUUCUUCACGGAGCAUUUGAUGAUGAUGGUCCAUUUCCCGCUCCUCUCCCUCUCCCUCCCCCUGAUAGAUACGUGGAGCACAUGAGGCAUGAACUUGCUAGGGACACUUUGAGGAAGCAUAACUACUUCUUGGGUGGACGGUAA
Molecule: messenger RNA, 267 nt
Organism: Arabis nemorensis
Lineage: Eukaryota; Viridiplantae; Streptophyta; Magnoliopsida; Brassicales; Brassicaceae
Source: the annotation of a GenBank genome assembly